GAGACUUUUAUUUUAUCCAAGUGAAAUGACGUCAUAAGACUGUGCCGCACUCCAGCAUCUGUUGUGACUCGGAUGAAGACAGGAAAGUGUGCAAAGACACAGAAAAACGUGUGAUGAAGCUGAGAUCUACGUGACAUACUAUUAUGAAGAUGGCAUUUAUUAAAGAGGAGAGUGAAGACAUGAAGAUUGAAGAAGCAUUUAGUGUGAAACAAGAGGAAACUGAGGAACAAACAGACCUGAUGGCACCGAAAGAAGAGAGGCAAGAACUGACAAAUAGAGGACAGAAAGAUCAAUAUGAGAGACAUGAUUUCAUGACUGUGGAAAAAUCCAUACAGACUGAAACAACUUCAUCACGAAUAAAAGUUCAGAAGACCGAACCUAACAUUUGCUUCACCUGCCAUCAGUGUGGAAAGAGUUUCAAUCAAAAGCACAACCUUAAAAACCACAUGAAAACUCACACUGGAGAGAAGCCUUUUACAUGCCAACAGUGUGGAAAGUGUUUCUCCCACACAGGAAACCUUAAUUCCCACAUAAAAAGUCACACUGGAGAAAAGCCUUUCACCUGCCAACAGUGCGGAAAGAGUUUUGCACAUAAAAAAACCCUUCAUUCCCACAUAAACGGUCACACUGGAGAGAAGCCAUUCACAUGUGAUCAGUGUGGGAAGAGUUUCAGACAUAAAGUAACCCUUAAUUCCCACACAAAGAGAGAACACUCAGGAGAAAAUGGUUUUGUAUGUCAGCAGUGUGGAGAUAGUUUCAGUUGUAAAGUAACCCUCAAAACACAUGAGAGACUUCACACUGCAGAGAAGCCUUUUACCUGCACACAGUGUGGAAAGAGCUUCACACAGAAAGCACACCUUGAUUACCACAUGAGAAUUCACACUGGAGAGAAGCCAUUUCCAUGUGAUCAGUGUGGGAAAAGUUUCAGACAUAAAGGACACCUUGAUUCCCACAUGAGAAUUCACACUGGAGAGAAACCUUUUACCUGCACACUGUGUGGGAACAGCUUCUCACACAAAGGAAGUCUUACGUCGCACAUGAGAAUUCACACUGGAGAGAAGCCGUUUCCAUGUGAUCAGUGUGGGAAAAGUUUCAGAUAUAAAGCAACCCUUGAUUCACAUAUGAAAAGUCACACUGGAGAGAGUGUUUAUACCUGCAAACAGUGUGGAAAUAGCUUCUCAUGUAAAGCAACCUUUAAUUCUCACAUGAGAAGUCACACAGGAGAGAAGCCCUUCACUUGCAAACUGUGUGAGAAGAGCUUCUCACUAAAAGGAAAUCUUACGGCUCACAUGAAAACUCACACAGGAGAGAAGCCGUUCAUGUGCGUUCAGUGUGGAAAAUGUUUUAGACGUGAAAUAACCCUUUCUAACCACAUGAAGCUUCACUCAAGAGAGAACUGUUGUCAUCAGUGUGGAAAGAGCUUCCCAGACAAGAGACGCCUUACCUGGCAUUUAAAAAGUCACGCCCGAGAGACGUCUUUCACAUGCCAUGACUGUGGAAAGAGUUUCAGAUUUAAAGGGAACCUCAAGACUCACAUGAGAAUUCACACUGGAGAGAAACCUUUCACCUGCGCUCACUGUGGAAAGAGUUUCAGUCAGAAUGUAACCCUUCAGAUUCACACGAGGCUUCACACUGGAGAGAAACCUUUCACGUGUCAUCAAUGUAAGAAGAGCUUCACAUACAAAAGAGACCUGAGACGUCAUUUCCAAACACAUUCUGAGAAGAAAUCGCAGUUCUCUGCGAGUGGAAAGAGACUUAGAAAAAGGAAAAUUUUGAAUAAUCCACAGCACAUUCGCUCUGGAGGAAAAUUUAUUUUGCCAUCACAUUUGAAGAUACACCUAAAAAGUCAAGCAGAUGUAAGACGUGUAAGAUGUUUUUUAUGUGGAAAGCUCUUCAGAUGGCUCAGCAGUUUAAAAUGGCACCAGAAAAUACGCAUCUGCCUGAAAUUAAAGCAACGUUCACACCGCAGCUAAAUGUGGAUCAAAUCUGACAGUCCACUUUCAUGACAAUUUGCUAUAGUUCAGUUUAUCUCUCAUUUUUGUUUUGUCCUCUAAAUAUGAAAUUCAUCGUUGAAACUGUAGAUUUUUGCAUUCACAAAUUAAAAUUACACGUUGUUAAAGUUUCAUUAUUAUUAUUAGUUCUAAGUAAAAGUUCAUUGUAACGUUCAUCAAUUAUGAAACUCAAUUUAGAAGGGAGAAAAUAGUGUCGUUGUCCAGUUCAAUUCAGUGUCAGUGUCAGUGUAGCCUAAUUGAUAAAUUCAGAAUAUUAUUUGUUUUUAAACCACAACUGAGCAGGCCGAAGGUGACAAUGGUAAGGAACACGAACUCGGGUGACAGUAGUGGAGAAAAAACCUUGAGAGAACCCAGGCUCAGUUGGGAGGACCAGUUCUCCUCUUGCCUAAAUGAACAAACACAGUUUAGCAUUCAAGGCUCCAUCUCAAGUCAGAUUUUGUUGACUGAUAUCUAAAAAUUAUCAUGACAGUUGGAGUUUUCCUUACUUAAUGGGGUCAUCGGAUGCAAAGUUAAAUUUUUCAUGUUGUUUGAACGUUAAUGUGUGUUGGCAGUGUAUGUACAAAUCUACCCUAUAAUGAUAAUAAUCCAGGCAGUGGUUUUUAAUUAAUCUGUAAAAACAAUAUGCCAUCCAUCUCAGAUGCCUGUCAGUGUGGCGUCACACUGACAGAGGCCACUCCCAUGAUAGUUGAUUGACAUGAGCGUCUUAUCUCAGACCAGCUGUCACAGUCCAGUAACCUCCAUUGUUUUGAUGCCGGAGCAGGGAUGUAAGUUAGAUUGAGCGAUUGAGGUGUUGUGUUGCUGGAUGUAAUAAUGAACACAGUGGUCGUCAUUUACUCCCGACAUCUGAGCCGCUGAAGAUGCAGUGGAUUACAUUUGUUUGUGAAGGGAAUGCGGCUCCCGAUCUACAUAUAUCUGUCUAUGUUAAUGCAAAAUUAUUCGUGAUCCAGCUUCACUUACAGCAGAAGUGAGUAUAAGGUUUUUUUUAUGAAUCUUUGCGAUCGCCUUUCCAUAUAACGUAGUAGUUAGGAAGUUUAGCGGCUAAAUGUGGCUAAAGUAAAGAGGCUCGUCACUCCACAGAGAGAAGAGAGGGGCGGGGCGAGCAGAACUUAUUUGCAUUUAAAGAAACAACCCCUUAGAAUGAGAUGAUUUUUGCAGAGCUCAUUUUGACAAGGUAAAAAUGGUGUUGUUUUACACUACCAUUGAGAAUUUUUAACAAAAGUAUAUUAUAGACUUUUCAUUAAGACCCUAAAGAAUCAUCAACUUGUGGAAAAUGGGCAUCCGAUGACCCCUUUAAAGUUUGUAUAACCAGGGGUUAAUUUAGGUUUGAGUCCAGCAGAGCUGAGCUCCUCUCUAAAUGUCCAAACAGGUAUAUCCUGAUGGUGCUCAGAUACUUGUUCUUCAGUAUCACAGUGUAGGUAGUGUUCCCCUUCCAUACUCAAACUGACCUAACAAAUACUAAAUAUAACUAAUUUAUUUUAUCUCAGUAAAAGCAGUGGCCACCAAACAGCAGCAGGGUCGAUGUGUGUCCAAAUAUAUAGGAAAGAACAUUUUGCUCAGCUUACCCAUAUACAAUAUAGCAAUACUUACUACCUUCUUCUGUGAUAUUACGAUCUUACAUAGCAAAAGAUAAGAUGAAUAAGGUGUUUUCUACAUUGAUUUCAGCACUAAAGUAAAACAAUGCUCUUGCAUCGCACAAGUUGAGUCCAUCUUUAUAACAUUGCACAUUUUUGGCGUAAUUGGUGUCAAAAUAGUUUGAUUUAAAAAGAUUAUAAUUAUAUUGGUUAGAUGUCAUUUUCAGAAUGUUCUCCGCAUAUUACAAGAGCUUGUCACCCAGCGAUAAACACACAUAAAGAUAGUGGGACUAUCUUACAGAUCCAAUAUAGGGAUGACAUUUUUGUGGGCGGUUCAAGUAGCAGUCUAUGGAGCCUUGGAAUAAAAAAAAUAUAAAAAAGGUUCGUUUGAUUUUAUAUUUUAAAAUUCUGACUUUAUACUCUCAAUUUCGAGUUUAUAUCCCACACUUCUGGCUUUUUUCCCACUCAGAAUUAACAAACUCACAAGUUUUGAGUUAAAUCGAGUUAUAAAUUCUGAAUUACAAUACUUAUAGAUAUAAACUUGCAUUUGCAAGAAAAAAGCCAGAAUUGUGAGGUUAAAUAAAUAAAUGUUGUGUAAAAUGUUAAUAGCAAUAAAUAAUAUUUCACGCUGUAACUGUAGGGCUAAUACAAUACGUAAUAAUUAUCUAGACCUAUUGUUUAAAUCAAAUUUAUACUUUAAAAGUAGAGUAAUCAUAGCAGUUUUCAUCCAUAGUAUGUUUAAACGUCUGCGUUUGGCUUCAAAUGGUGUCUUUGAUGACAGUAUUCUAUACAAAUUAUUUGCAUUCCGAUUUUGAUAUCAGAAGGCACAAAAAUAUUUUCCUCUUAUUCCAUGUAUUUUCCUGUUUACCUCCACUUGUUACCAGUGUUUUUCUGCAACUACUACACGCACACAGCUGCAAGUGAUGCAACUGUGACGUCUACUCCAAAUUUAGUCUUUAGGAUAUUAAAAUGUAAAAAGUAAACUAAUGUAAAAUCAACACAAAGAGACUAUAUGUAAUUCAAAUACAAAUGUUUAUUAGAAUUCUUUUCUUAAUUUGGAAAACAGUUCUCUCCAUUUAAGCAACAUAUUUCCUAUAAACCAUCAAGAUCCUCAAAGCUAAUUCUUGGCCUGAAAGGAAAGGCAUAUUUCUUACAGAAAUUAAACAAAACAAAACAAAAAAAAAAAAAAAAACACACAUGUCUAUAUGUUAAAGUGCCGUUUGAAUUUCAAAACUACCGAAGCCAAUAAAAAAAAACAAAUGUCUUCCAUGUUUAAGUGAAUUGCAGAAAGGUCCACAAUAUAGGCAUUGCAAAUACGGAAAAAGAAAUAAUAACAAUAACAAAUAAAUAACACAUCCAGUUGUACUUAAUAUAAAAUAAUAUUGCUGAGAGUUCAGAACAUUAGCUAGAAAAGUAGAAACAAUUCAGCUUAGUCCUCCCUCACAUUCUGCCAGCUGCUGAGAUAGACCUGUCUGUUGACAUUAUCAGGGGACAAUUUAGCUCUCUUCUUUUGAAUGAUGUGACCCGAGAGCGAGAACAACCUCUCACAAGGCACUGUGGUUGCAGGGGUUGACAAAUAGUUGAGUGCAAUGGGUGCCAGCCUGGCAUGUGUUGCUUCUCUUAUUGCCCACCACUGUAGCAGACACCCCUCCAUGUCCAUUUUGGGCUCUGCUUUGUAGUGGUUCAGACAUUGUUCUAUGGACUUUUCAUCUUCAUCUGUCUCUCAAUCAGAAGAAACCAGCAAGACAGACAUCCUUCUCUUCAUUGGUGGCUGUUGCUCUGGAGUCUCGUUAGACUGUUGUUUUCCAGGACUUGUUGUCAUUACCUGGUUGCUUACUCAAGUCCACACCUCAUUGCUUUCAUCUGUGGGAAGACACUUCAGGUCUUUAAACCUUGGGUCAAGAGCAGUAGUGAUCUUCAGGCAUGUGAGGUUGGUGCUGUCCUUCCUUUUAGCUAGGUCUGUGGUAAAAUUGUUUUGGAAUUUAACUACGUAGACUGGAUCAUUGUCUGUGCAUAAUUUUGUAAUUUUGAACAAGUGGCACAAGCCUGGCAACACCACUGAACAGGAAACAUACUGCUCUCCACCCAGCAGUUGCCAGUAAAUUGGUACUAAUUGCACAGAAACGCACUACCAUACAAACACACACACAUACCUACAGGGGGAGAGUGAUCUAGAACAAACACAGAAAACAAUUUUUUCUAUUAUAUAUAUAUAUGUAUGUAUUUCUUUAAGUCCUUAAAGUUGACAAAGAGAGUCCAAGCAAACAAACAAGACAAAAAUAUAGACUUUGUCAUUUACUUUUUGAAAAAAAAAAAUGAUCCAGUGUUAAAAGGUGCAAAAGUAUGUGAAUCUUUGCUUUCAGAAUCUGUUGUGACAGAUUACAACGACUUGUAAGAAUUUUAGCCCAUUCUUUAGUACUGAAACACUUGAACCCUGUGAUGUUGGUGGGUUUCCUCCUAAGAACUGCUUGCUUCAGGCCCUUCCACAACUUUUUAAAUGGAUUAAGGUCCGGACUUUGAAACGGCCGUUCCAGAACAUUACCUUUGUUCUUGUUUUACCAUUUUUUGCUAGAAUGACUUGUGAUUGGGGUCGUUGUCAUGACGCAUGACCCACUAUGUCUUUAGAUUUUAGUUCAUGGACAGAUGUCCUGACAUUUUCCUUUAACAUUUGCUGGUAUAAUUCAGAAUUUAUUGUUCCAUCAAUGAUGGCAAGUCGUCCUUGCCCAGAUGCAGCAAAACAGGCCCAAACCAUGAUACUACCACCACCAUGUUUUACAGAUGGGAUAAGGAUCUUCUUAUGCUGGAAUGCAUAACACUUUUUAUUUAAACCAAAAAUUAUAUUUUGAUCUCAUCUGUCCACAAAACAUUUCUCCAGUAGCCUUCUGAUUAGUCCACAUGAUCUUUAUUAAACUGCAGACAGGCAGCAGUGUUUUUUGAAGAGUUGUGGCUUUCUCCUUGCAACCCUACAAUGCACACCAUGGUUGUUCAUUGCUCUCCUGAUGAUGGACUCAUGAACUUCAACAUUAACCAAUGUGAGAAAGGCCUUUAGUUGCUUAGAAGUUAUCCUGAGGUUCUUUGCAACCUCGAAAACUAUUAUACAUCUUGCUUUGGAGUGAUCUUUGUUGGUCCACCACUUCUGGGAAGGGUAACUGUGGUCUAGAAUUUUACUCCAUUUGUACACAGUCUGUCUGACUGUGGAUUUGUGAAGUACAAAAUCUUUAGAGAUGGUUUUGUAACCUUUUCCAGCUUGAUGAGCAACAACAACAACUGUUUUUCUGAGGUCCUCUGAGAUCUCCUUUGUUUGUGCCACUAUUUACUUUCACAAACAUGAUCAGACUUUAAUAGAUCCCAGUUCUUUAAAUAAAACAGGGCAUAAACUGACACCUAAUUGUCAUCCUAUUGACUGAAAACACUUCUGAACAGAUAGACUCUAAUUUCAUCUUCAAAUUAACUGCUAAUCCUAGAGGUUCACAUACUUUUGCAUCUCACGAAUAUUUAACGCUGGAUAAUUUUUCAUAAUAAAUAAAUGACAAAGUAUAUAUUUUCAUCUCAUUUGUUUAACUGGGUUCUCUGGGUAAACUUUUUGGUCAUAUUUAUGCAGAAAUAUGGAAAAUUCUAAAGGGUUCACAAACUUUCAAGCAGCACUUUAUAUAUAUUAUAAUUUUUAAGUGUCAGUGGAGAUUCAACAUAUCUACUUUACCCUGAAUUUUGUAAAGCUUCUAUCUGGAAGAAGGUAUAUGGUCCCCAAAGUUUUUAAAACAUGUCUUGAUUUUGUAUGUGUGGAACUCCUGUGUUUUUUGAGAAGCCAUAGGAGAAUUUCCACACUGGAUAUUGAAGUUAGAAUAGAGUAUAGAGCGUCCAAAGCUAUUCUGUCAGGACCAAACCAAUAGAAGGUCAAUGUGACAGUUUUAAUGAAAGCAUUGUUUAGUGUAAAGAAGCAAUGUUCACAACACACACUGCAUGGCAUCCUGAUUCAUAUGGACCUGUGUAGUGGCAGACUGGUGCCCCUACAGUGGGUGCAUGUGCAAUGAAACUGGACCUCUGAGCAGUGGAAAAAGUUGUCUGGUCUGAAUAGUUGUGUUUUCUUUUACAUUAUCUUUAAUGGGGGAUGUACUGGCACCAGAAUUCACUGCUGGAAGAUGGCAAACCAGUGGAAGGAGUGUGAUGCUCUGGGCAAUGUUCUACUGGUAAACCAUGGCCUGGCCAUUUAUUUGAACAUAAAUUUGACAUGUGCAACUAACAAAGCAUUGCUACACACCAGGUACACCCCUUCAUGACAAUGAUGUUUUCUGGUGAAAGUCGACUCUCUCAGCAGAAUAAUGUACCCUGCCACAUUGCACAAAUUGUAUAGGAAUGGUUUGAAGAACAUGAGGAAGUGUUCAAGGUGUUGCCCUGGCCUCCAAAUUCCACAGACCUCAAUCCAGUUGAGCAUCUGUGAGAUAUUCUGGACCAACAAGUUUUGCACAUUAACAAGCGAGUCUGGGAAAUCUCUUUGAAGCCAAAUCUCUGUAUAAAUCAGAAGGCAUGACUCACAAUGUUCCUAUCGAUGACAGCGUUAGUCUCACAUAGCCAGACCUUCAGACUGACGGCAGACUGGGAGCCGCUUUGAAUGGCCAAGGCUUACUCAAGAGGCCAUAUGACCAGUGUUAAAUUUGUCAGCAAAUUUUAAUACAGUCUUAGUCAUAGUCUUUUGACUAAAAUGCCAUUUAGUUUUAGUCAUAUUUUAGUAAUUUGUUUUAGUUUUAGUCUAUUUUUAAGUCGACAAAAUCUACAGUAGAUGUAGUAGGCUAAAAUCUAAUUUCUAAAAUCUUGUUACAGUGUAAUGCAUUUAUUAAGCAUUUCUCUAAAAUUACCAAACGUAUAGAUUUGAUAUUAAGGUUUUAUCAUAACAGACAUAGAUUUAACUGCUGUGACCCGCAACAUGCCUAUAUAUAUAUUAAAAUAAAAUGUAACCACUUCUCAUAAAAAAAAAAAAAAACAAGAACAUGGUCUUCUUUUCAACAGCUUUACCACAUUCUUCAUUUUUUCCAGCAGACAUAUUAAUUUAUCUAAAUAAAUUAAGAUUAAUCUUUAUAAGGGCUACUAAAGUGAUUCAGUCAAGAGCAGUGAGUGAUUUUUCUGUCUUUAUUUUGUUGCUUAACAUCAAUGCCACAGACCAGAGCCGAUACUGACCUCCCUGGGGCACCUAAGCAAAAUUAUGCUAAGGGGCUCUCCUACCUCCUACCUUAACUUUGGCUCCCUCAACAGCCUGGGCAUUUUCAGCAUCAGCAUGGGCACUAGUCUGUUUAGGCUGCCUAGAAGAAACUGAGAAAGUAUGUCACAUAGUUAGUUUAGCAGUCAUUUACAAAAAUGCAAUCCUGCCAUAUAGUUGUACAUAUUACUAAAUAUGUAAACAUUUGAAUGUUUGAAUUAAAAUCUUGCCAUCAAAAUAUUACUUUUCUGCACUUUCUUGGUCAUUCAUUUGGACAUAAAUUGGAAUGGUGUUCCCUUGUGAAAAUCGACUCUCUCAGCAGAAUAAUGCACCCUUUCACAGUGUGCAAAUUGUAUAGGAGUGGUUUGAAGAACAUGAUAAAGGUGUUGCCCUGGCCUCCAAAUUCCCCAGUUGAGCACCUAUGAGAUACUGUAAGACAUUUCUUGAGGCAAAAUCAUCAAUGAUGUCAUCGUAGGACAGGUGUUUCCCUACGUCAUGAUUUAUACUCAUGCUGGCCAGUCCACUCAAACGACAUGGAAGUCCUCAGGUAGCUUUUGAUGAGCUUUAAUUUUGAAAAACUCCUCUUUAAGAUGCCACUGUUACUGGUAGUGUGGCUGCAAUUCUUAAGGCUAUCCAAAGAUUAGGAUAGAGCUCCUCCAGGUUUUUCUCACUGAGAAAAGCAAAGCAGCUCAAAGGCAGUCAUCUUAUCUGAUGGCAGAUCCGGUAUAUUCUGAAUCUCAAGUGCCAGAUCUAUUACACUGAUGUCACAGUCAUCUUUGAAGGUUAGAGUGUUUUGAACUUCCAUGCACUGAGUCUUUAAAGACUCACUGGACAUCUGAGAGGCAUUGCUGAGAUUCAAGAGCACUUCAUAUUUGGUUUUCACCUGUUUGAGUGUUUCAAAUCUCUCAUCCAUGGUUGUCAAAGCAGAGUCGACCACAAUGUUAAAGAAGUUAACUUCCAGGUUUUUCAGUGCAUUAGUUACUGGUUCAUCAGAGCUUAAAUGUCUCUUGCUGUUUCUCAGUGUCUUCUUUUUCAAAACGGCCUCUACAUUCAUGUCUUCACAUAUGCUUUUGACUGUUGUCUUGGCCUCAGAGAAUCCAGCUUCUCUGUAGGUAGUGAGGGAGGCCUUUGCUUUUUUAAAUUAAAUUCACUGCAAUAUCCAACUGUAUUGGGGAAAAUUGGAGGAGCUUGUUCACCUUGUUUGUAACUUUCUCUGCAAGUGCUUGUGGCUUUGGCUACUGGAUCGUUGAUUGUCUGUCUGAUUUCCAAUAAUGCUUCCCGAACCUCAGAAGCCUGAUACCUGAUUGCAUGAACACAUUAGUGCCUACUCUCCCAUCUUGUGUCACUCCAUUACUUCACAGUUACGUUUACGUGUUUCUUUAAAACACUCCAUCUUUGUGUGUCAGUGGAAAAGAAGCUGAACAGCUUUUGCACAUGCCCAAAAAACCCAGCUGCAUCUUUUGAAGAUUUGGCAGGUUUUUCUCUGGUACCAAUAUAUCCACAAGCCGAAGGUUGUUUAACUGUAUUCCUCUACCAUGUCUCCACGAUCUAGCCAAGACAAUUUGUGAUUUUGGCACAUGCGAAGCAGGGUUGACAUACUGCAGAUAGGAGUUCCUUAACUCUAGAAGGUUUUCUAGUGAAUAUUGCUGGUCACUGUCACCAAAAUGUAGACCAUUUCUCACUCUAACCUGUAGGCCGGCUUGUUCCCCAAGCUUUCUGCUGCUGUGACGUUUCUUUCUAUGAUGCCCUAACAAGCACCACAUAUCUGCCGUUGUAAAUGACAUGGGUUGUAGUUGUGGACUGGACUACCACUCGUCCUGUAUGCUUUGUUUCAUGAUCACUGUCCGCAAACUGAGUAAAGUAUACCGAUCGUAUACUAUGUGAGAACAGUCAAUAAAAUUAAUUAAAUAAACGCCUAGUAAUAAAAAAUAAAUAAGAGACACAACACGGGAGUGACAACAUGCCGACUGGUAACCAUGCACCUUCUUGCUUUCCUACAAUGAAAAUGGGCAAACAUGGCUCUGGGAAAUUAUUUUGAGCAUUCUGGCUUGUACUCCUUGGUGCUUGCCCUUCAUAUUUGCCCCAUUAUCAAAAGCGUGCCCUCUACAGUCUUCAAAUGGAACCUUCAGAUCGUUCAGCUUAUCUAAGAUGACUGUGGGCAGAUUCAAGCCUGUUGUAACCUCAACAUUUACAAAGCCAAGGAAGUGUUCCUUGAUUUCUGGCUUUCCCUUUAAAUCCACACUUCUCAGAAUAAUGGACAGUUGCUCCUGAUGACUAAUGUCAGGUGUACAGUCCAAGAUAAAAGAGAAGUACUUUGAGCCUCUUACUUGAGUCACUAUUGCUUCUACAGGUGUGGGUCUGAGCAAGCUAGUGCUUGCUGAAGCUGACUGUACUUCACCUGGAUCUGUACUAGCACUUGCUGAAGAUGGCUAGUGCUAGUACUGCCUGAAGCUUACUGUACUGGGUCUGUGCUAGUACUGGCUGAGGCUGGAUGUGGGUCAACUGAGUCUGUGCUGGUACUGGCUGAUGAUCCAGCAUCUCCUCUGCUGACAAACUUAAGCUGGCUUCCUCAGAUUACCUUCUAUAGAUUUUCAAAUAUAAAUACUAUUUAUACUACGGCGUGGAUAUUGCAAUAUUUAGCUAACGAAAAUGCAGUUGCUGAUAUCAAGAAUUUACAUAUUAAGAAAUUUAAUUUCUGAUAAUAUGACAUCAUUGUUGAUUAGUUGAUAUCAAGAAUUAAUGUUUGUACUAGUGAAAAUGUAAUUCCUGUUAUCAAGAAUAGACACUGCUACUAGUAAAACUUUCUUUUUAUUCUUAUUCACAUUUUAAAUAAAAUUAGAUAUUUAAAAUUUUAAAAUUAAAUUCUUAAUAGUCUAUCAAAAAUGCAUAUCCUGUGAAUGAAUAAAGGUCACUGAGUUUUAUAGUAUGCAUGUUACGUGUUACGUGUUACUUGAUGUUUAUUAUAUCCUGGGAUGUGCAUCCAUAUUGACCAGAAUGCCCAGCUAAUCAACAUUUUGAGUUUAACAUAUAAAUCAAUAGUCAAUCUCACAUAAGUGCAGAGUUGUAAUCUUGACUGAAAUACUUGCCUUGUCCAAAUACCCACACUUACGGUCUUGGCCACUUGAAAGCGUUUGCACACGACAGGAAGUAAGUGUGCAAGACUGUCCCAGGUCUUAAACCUGUGCAGUGCAAACUAAAUCCAAACUAUGUUGAAUACCGCUCAGGAGCAGUAUUCUAGGCUUAGUGUAUCCCAUCAUGUAUCAUGUUCUGGAAAUAAAUCGUGAGACUUUUUGCCAAGAUCUUGCGAAAGGUCACAGAAACCUUUCCAAUGUAAGUUAAAUAUUAAUAUAAUACUUAGAUAUUACAUCUAAUUUGGUAGAAACACAAAGCGUUGCACGUUUUAUUGGUGCAAAGAUGAGUAGUGGUGAUAUUUAUUUAGUACAACAUUUGCAACUGCUUUUUAUCACUUAAUUAGAAGCACCACAAAUUAAGUUGAGUCAUCUGUUAUAGGGACUACUGAACAGACACUUAGACGUUUAUUUUAAAAUA
Labeo rohita (rohu) is the source of this 12323-nucleotide messenger RNA. Its product is annotated as oocyte zinc finger protein XlCOF6. The coding region runs from base 144 to 1973 and encodes 609 amino acids. The record is from RefSeq and is a predicted model, not a curated record. The transcript is spliced from 3 exons. Lineage: Eukaryota; Metazoa; Chordata; Actinopteri; Cypriniformes; Cyprinidae.